Molecule: messenger RNA, 852 nt
Organism: Ramularia collo-cygni
Lineage: Eukaryota; Fungi; Ascomycota; Dothideomycetes; Mycosphaerellales; Mycosphaerellaceae
Exons: 2
Coding region: 1-852 (283 amino acids)
Source: RefSeq, a predicted model, not a curated record
AUGAGUUACCCCGGUGGCAAAAACUACGUCGAUCCUAACGGCGGAAAGAGCCACCCCAAACCGCCGGACCUCGACCCCGUCAUUGACAAGAACUACAAAUUUGCCUGGGACCGUAACGCAGCUCGAUCCCAAGAUAUCUCAGAGUUCCGUCGCAAGACGGAGCUGUCGGGUAACUUUSAACAGAACCUCAUCGCCGUGGUGCAGCAAGGUGCGAGAGAAGGAUACAAGGCCUCUGCGGACACGGUCGACGUCGUGGAGAAGAUUGUCUUGGCAGCAUCGCCCAGGACGGUCGAGAAGCUGGAGCGAUUGAAGCGAUUGGAAGGCGAAGCUGCGACACUCCGUGAAGAGGUGGAAGCCUUGAAGAAGGGGCUGCAAGAAAAGGACGAUGAUGGCGAGGUGAAGAACAUCACGAAAAAAAGCGAAGACUACAAGUCCCGCAAUGGGGAGCUCAAAGAAGUCUUGGCGAGGUUUCACGAAGGCGUCGAUCACCUCGUCGCCAACGACAUUCAAAUCGUCCGUAUGCCAGAGGCCGAGAUUGACGAGAUCAAAGAAGCCAAAGGCAAUUGGCAGAAGGAGUAUCUCGCCCUCGUUUUUGAUCAGAUUAGUGAUCAAUUGUUGGAGUGGCGAACCCACURGCACACCAUGGCAUCUGCGCUCGACACUGUCGAGGAGGAGCGGCAGCGAGAGGAUGCGGAGUCGACGGAACAGACUGAACACCUACAGCGGCAGAUUGUCGAUCUGCAGCAGCAGCUCUUCGACGCACGCCUCGAGUCGACCGCACUCGCGGAGGACCUCGAGACAGUUGAAGCUCGUCGUCAUCUGACGAGGCCGAAGAGGAGUGAUUGGGAGUGA